GUCAGUCGUGUAGUCGGAGUUGUUGGAUGUGUUUGUUUAUCCGCGUCGAUAUUAUAAUUUCGGUAAUCGCGCAUUGGCGAGUGGCUGGUGUUAGUGGUGCGGUGAUGGUGAUAGUGGUAAUGCGGAAAAGGUGAUACCCUAUUGCCUUCGCCGCGCGCGAUUCCCUUUUAUAGUUUAGAUUUAUUUGAAGAAAAUAGAAAAGCGAUAGAGAGACAAACAUGUGAUUUUGACAGGGGGAAAUUCCGGCGACAUUUUUUUCCUGUCAUUCUCCUGUCCUUGCGCGCCGACUUUUUAUUUCGUUUUAUACAUACAUAGAUUUCUGUGUAUUAUGGUGUGUUUGUAAUGUGUGUAUGUAUAUGUGUGUGUGCGAGUGUAUGUGCGUUUGUACAUAAGCGAGUGGUGAUACAGUGAGAGUUUUAGUUUUGUGUUGCUUUAUCUCUUCUAGAAUACACACAGAGGAGAUACGCGGGAUUGCUGCCUUCUUACUCACGCAUCGAAGGGUUGCGCGCUGUUACCGUGAGGAAUAUAUAAUGUUCUGAAAUUUGUGUGACGGGCUACACUGAGAGAGACGCGCAUCAUCAAAAAUGGUCGUUAAGUACUUCGCAUCGCAGGGCACAAGCCCUGAAUAUGGCGUGCCGGAUAUGACAAUUAUCAGCGACAUCGACGAGACCGGCAUCAAUCGGAAUCUUCAAGUUCGGUAUUGCAGGGACCAAAUAUAUACAUACACGGGAUCUAUACUAAUAGCCGUAAAUCCUUACAAAGAGGUCGACUACUACACAAAUGAGUAUGUAAAUCGAUAUCACGGGCAGAAGAUGGGUGCCUUGGAGCCUCACGUAUUUGCCCUGGCGGAGGCGGCGUAUAAGUCCCUGCAGGAAACCGAGAGUAAUCAGUCCUGCGUGAUAUCGGGCGAAAGUGGGGCCGGCAAGACCGAAACAACUAAGUUUAUUUUGCAAUAUCUAUGCUCGGUCACCAGCAACGUCGACACUUGGGUGGAGCAGCAGAUUUUGGAGGCCAACACCAUUCUUGAGGCAUUUGGUAACGCAAAAACCGUACGAAACGACAACAGCUCGCGCUUCGGCAAGUUUAUGCAAGUAUGCUUCGACAGCAAAUGGAUGAUAAAGGGGUGCAUCAUCCAGGAUUAUCUACUGGAGCAAAGUCGUAUCACCUUUCAGAGCCCCGGGGAGCGUAAUUACCAUGUGUUCUAUCAGCUGGUUGAGGCCGGCACGAGGGAUAAAGAAUUUGCUGAACAAUACAAGCUAAGACCGGCUACUCAUUAUAAAUAUCUCAAUCAAUCUGGUUGCGUAAAGAUCGAGGGAAUUUCAGACUCUAAGAAACUUGAUGCUCUCAGACUCGCUUUCAACGUGCUUCAGAUUUCGUCAGAAAUGUGCGAAGGAAUUUUCCGCGUUCUGUCGGCCAUUUUGUGGCUCGGAAAUUUAAAUUUUGAGGAUGUCGAUGGCGAGAAAUGCGAAUUGUCGAAGGAAGACAAAAACAUAGUGAACAUAGUGGCACCGUUAUUGGGUCUCCAAGUGGAAGAUCUCACGAAGGUCGUGCUGAUACGACAAAUAAAUGUUCGCGGAAAUAUCACAGAGAUUCCUCUAAAGGUGCAGGAAGCUCGAGAGAACGGACAUGCAAUGGCAAAGGCGCUCUACUCGCGCACCUUUGUCUGGCUCAUUAAUCACAUUAACAAUUGCACGAAUCCGGGUCAGGAUAGUUCGCGAUUUCUCGGGGUGCUCGAUAUCUUCGGUUUUGAGAACUUCACGUUGAAUAGCUUUGAACAACUCUGCAUCAAUUACACGAAUGAGAAGCUGCAUAAAUUUUUCAAUCACUACGUCUUUGCGCUAGAACAGGAACUGUAUCGUCAAGAAGAAAUUCAAUACUCUCACAUUACGUUCACGGACAACACCAUGUGCUUGGAGUUGAUUGAGAAGCCCCCGCGAUGCGUUCUUAAAUUACUGACUGAACAAUGUCAUAUGCCGAAGGGCUCGGACUUGGCUUACUUGAUGAAUUUACACGCGGAAUUCGAAAACCAUCCGUGUUACGUAAAAGGAGACGAUCGGCGAAAGUGGGAAAAAGAAUUCGGAGUUAAACACUACGCCGGCUGCGUGACAUAUACUGUCGAGGGUUUCGUCGAUAAGAAUCGAGAUGUUCAGCAAGAUGUAUUCUUCGACUUCAUGUCCAGAAGCACUAACGAGUUUGUGCAGGAGAUCACUGUCUAUCAGGAUUUAUUGGGAUGUACUGUUGCGCGUGCAGGUGGCGCUGCCACAACGAUGUCUCGCGGAACAUCUAAAGGCAAACCAACUCUCUGCGAUUCGUUCCGACAUCAGUUGCAAGCUUUGGUAGACGUGCUACAGGCGACAACACCGUGGUACGUUCGUUGUAUUAAACCGAAUAUGGAAAAGACGGCUAAUCACUACGACGAAAAACUCGUGUUGGAUCAACUUAAAUAUCUCGGCAUGUUGGACAUCAUACGUAUACGCAAAGAGGGCUUUCCGAUACAUAUGACAUUCCAUGAUUUUGUGGCGAGAUAUCGUUGUCUCAACAAGAACCACAUUUCGCUCUCCUGUGACGAGAAGAAGACAGUCAAUUGUUUGAUCAGUAGCCAAGGUAUACCGGAAACUGAGUGGCAGAUUGGUCGAACAAAAAUAUUUCUGAGGAGCUGCGUGCACGAGCCACUAGAAGAUUCCAGAAAUCAGAUGGUAACAAGCAAUGCCAUUGUGAUACAAAAAAUUUGGCGCGGAUACAUCAAACGACGAGAAUACAAGCGUACAAGAGAAGCAGCGCUGAAGGUGCAACACGCGUAUCGUGGCUGGAAAUUGCGAAUAAUGUUUAUUAGAAAACGCAGAGCUGCCGUCGUAAUUCAGAGUCAUCUGCGAGGUGUCUUCGCGAGAGAAGUGGCUGUGGCGCUACGAGAAAUGAGACGAGUUGAUGAGGAAAUGAGAAAGAGAGAACGGCUAGAAGAAGAACGAAGAUUAAUGGAGGACAAGAAAAUGUUGGAGGACAGUCAAAGCGCACAGUACAAUGGUAUUGUUGGAAUGGAAUCCGGAAAAGCACAAGAAGAAAUCGCCGCGUUGUCGCAAAUGGCCGAGCAAAUGAACUCGAAGAUGGCUGCCUCAGAUUUGCAAUCAGUAGACCUCGAUAAUCUAUUUUCUUUCUUAUCCGAUGUACAAUCAACCAAAAGCAAUCAAAUUAUCGAAGAGAUUGGCGAACAGAUGGACGAGCUGGUCGAAGAUCUAGACGUAGAAUUGGAAACUGUCAUUCAACAAGAGAUGGAACAAUUAAAUUCCAAGGUCGAGUCACAAGUCACUUCUCCUGUUAAUGGACAGAAAGCGACGUCUUCGCAGCAACAACAGCAGCAACAACAACAGCAACAACAACGAAUAUCUUGUGUGAACAAUUUGAAUAGCAGCAAACUCGGUCAACCGAGUCUUCCGGAACCUACGGAACCGCCUCCACCACCGCCUCCUCCCGCACAAGCUUCAGUUAUGAAUGGCGGUGAUUCGUCGAGCGACAACGGCGAACCAAUCUACGAAUCCGUUUUGCCGCGUGAGGAAAACGAUUCCGACAGUCCAAUUCUUCAUAAUGGUAGUAGUUCGGGUCAAAUAGUGAACGGCGAUGAUUGUGGGUCGCCACCACCUGUACCGGGUAAUAAAAUAGCUAAGGAAGUCGCCAGUAGUCCGCCAUCCAGACCAGAAUCUAGAGGUUCCAAUCAUCAUUGUUUGCAUCAUCAUCAUCAUCACCAUCAUCAUCAACAAACGAUACCCCAGACGCAGCAGAAUGGUCACGAUCAGUCACAACCGCAAACACAAACGACGCAACAGCUACCGGUCGAGCGCGAGCAGCGACGCAAAUGUCGCAUAGAACGUAAAUUGCAAGAAAUGGAAGACAAAAAAGAGCAAGAUACCGAAGCAACUUAUCACGAUAUCGUAGAAUUUGCGCAAAACUAUUUCAACAAUCACGAACGUUCGCCGGAGGGCACCAUAAUGGCUACAUUGACGAGAAAAUCGCGCGGUAAAAGCAUUGAGUACAUCCCGAAAUACGAGAUGGUCACAUAUUAUAAAGGAUCCACCAUUCCGAAUUCACAUAUUCACAUGUACGAUCCUGAUAACGUGAACGUUGCGUGUUCUGUAUUCCGGGACUUUUGUAAGUAUAUACGUGGGGAAAUGAAGUUGGACCAGGAAAUAGCUACGAUUCAGAGCAUUAUCGCUUACGGAAUCGAGAGAGAAGAACUGCGGGACGAGAUUUUCGUGCAAUGCAUUCGACAGGCAACCAACAAUCCCAGCGUGGAAUGGGCGGAACGCGUGUGGUUGCUGUUAUGCCUCGCAAUAGUGGCCUUCCAACCGAGUAAACUGCUCUACAAGUACUUUGUCUCCUUUUUGAAGAAGAAUCUCGCACUCGAGGGCAAACUGAGACAGUACGUUCAGUGGUGUGUGGAUAACUGCAAGAACACAAAAGUAUCUUGUAGGCAACAUCCACCGUCGACAGUGGAGAUUGCUGCUAUGAGAAGAUUGGGCACCAUAGUCUGUCGAUUUUUCUUCUUGGAUGGGAGAACAAAAGCGAUUGAUGUGCAUCCGACUGACACGGCUGCCGAUGCUGUAGCUAAACUCGGUGAAAAAUUAGGUCUACGAUCGCUCGAAGGUUGGGCUAUUUAUCAGAGCAGACCUGACGGAGAAGAGCACGUGCGGGCUCAUGAUUAUUUAUACGAUGUGAUUGCUGCAUGGGAAAUGAAACAAUGUAAAUUGAAUACGGCACAAUCGGCGUUUUCGACGUUGCGGCGCGGUAACAAUGCUACUUUAGGCAGCGGCGAUAACCGGUUUGUCUUCAAACGAAGAUUAUUCCGUAAUCCAAGAGAAAUCUCGCAAGAUCCCGUAGAAGUUAAUAUGUUGUAUGCGCAGGCAGUUUACAACGUUGUAAAGUGCGAUGAUUUUCCAGUAUCUGAGAAGGUAGCAUUGCAAUUGGCGGGAUUGCAAGCGCAGGUGUCUCUCGGUGAUCCAAAGGACAACGAUAGAUUAGAUUAUUAUAGCGAGGUCGAUAGUUUCUUGCCCUAUAGAAUCAGUCGGGCCCGCGGUGACGAUGUCUGGGUACCGAUAAUAGCGCAAGCACAUCGGCAAUACGGCGCCGGACGUAAAGAAUUAGCGGCCAAAGUUCUAUAUCUAUCCUGCGUGAUGCAAUAUCCUCUUUAUGGCACAACGAUGUUCAACGUUACCUAUCGAGGAUAUUGGUCUUACGGCAAUCAAUUGAUCCUUGGCAUUAAUUGCGACGGUCUCAUGUUGAUUAAACCGGACGACAAGUUUGUUCUCUCUGAGUAUCGUUAUCAGGAUGUCGAAAGCAUCAUGCUAGAUCCGAGCGAUUCAUUUAUUACAAUCUCGUUGUUGCGACAUAAUCCCGACAGUUCGCACAAGUGUUUCGUUUUCGAGACGGCGCAGAAAAAUGAAAUAGGCAGUCUCAUCGUGAGCUACUGUUCGGCGCUAGCAGGUUGGAUUACGGAAAACGAAGUGCCCACGAAGAAACUCAAGUGCAUUACUAACGAAGAUCGUAUCAGACUGUAUCACAAUCUGGUCAACUGUCGACGAAUGCUGGUCGACGCGGAAAUUCUUAGAAAACCCCAGGAUUCCGGUGGUGGUUUUCUCAGAAACACACUUAGAAGAUUGUCUAAGCAUCGAAUAGAAAAACUCAGGCAAGAACAUGGAAGCGCCGAUCACGGUGAGACUUACAAAGGCUUCCCGUACGCUUACUGGGCGUUCAGCAGGCAACAAAUACCUCAGAGCUUGUCGAAACUGCCUGAUACUGACGAGCAAAUGGCUCUGAGUAUCUUUCAAUUGAUCUUGACGUAUGCGGGACUUGGUCAAAACGGCGACACAGUGCGCAGGGUUGAGGACGAACACGUAAAUCUUAUACAAACCGUGAUGGAACGUUGUAUACGAAAGGAAAACUUGCUGGGCGAGCUGUAUCUUCAAUUAAUCAAGCAAACGACUGAUCAUCCGGAUCCGAACAAUCGUGUCAAUCUUCGACACUGGGCGUUGCUUUCGCUCGCAUGUUCCGUAAUUCUUCCGCCUCAGAAAACUAUACGUAAAUACUUGAUCGCGCACUUGAAAAGAUGCGCUAGUGAUUAUGUCACCGAAGAGGGCAAGUACGCGAGAUUCGCGGAAAAGUGCCUUUACAAGACUCAGGGCACUCGCAGACGACAGUGGCCGCCAAGUCGCGAGGAGAUCAUGUGCACCAUCAAUCGUCGGCCGAUUUACGCGAGAUUUCAUUUUAUGGAUGGUCAAUAUCACGCCGUCGAGUUCCAUCCAUCUGCAACCGCAAGGGAUGUCAUGGAGAUCAUCAAAGCUAAGAUAGGACUCGAAGAGACUGCUAUGGGUUAUGCGAUAUACGAAGUGCUCGGACCGACCGAACGAUCGUUAAUUCCCGAAGAAAAAAUAGCCGAUGUUAUGUCCAAGUGGGAACGAUAUAGGACAUCACAGCAGACUCAACAGACCUCACAGCGGAAGCAUGCGCAUCACUUUUUCCUUUUCAAAAAACAUUUGUUCUUGGAUCGAUAUAUGAACUUGGAUGAUCCAGUAGAAAAAGAACUGUUGUAUCAUCAAGUUCUGCACGAUUUGCGUGCUGAUCGAUUCCCUAUCACUGAAAAGGAAGCCAUGAUGUUGACAGCUUUGCAAGCGCAAUUAGAACUAGGUGACUGCCAAGAUUCCAUAUCAGAGCCAGACUAUCGAACAAUAUCAAGUCACUGCCUACCAUCAAGAUUAGUACCAUGUUUAUGUGUGGAUGGUGUGCGUCAACACCACCAGUCCCUACGUGGAAUGACACCGCCCGAAGCGAAAAAGGCUUUCUUGAAUUUAAUCCAAUCCUGGCCGUUGCAUCGGGCGACUAUUUUUGAUGUGAUGCAAUCGUUUACUUCAAAUUGGCCUCGCGUACUUUGGUUGGCCAUUGAUCAGCAGGGUCUUCACUUAUUGGAACAUCGUUCCAGAAACGCAUUAUGUACUUACGAAUAUAGCAGUAUUCUUAAUUACACUCCUGCUGUUAAUUGUUUAAUGAUUAUCACCGGUACGGAUAAGAAGCAAAGCAAGGUCAUCCUUACUACGUCGCAGGCUCAUCAAAUAGCAAAUUUGAUUCGUGAAUACGUAGAAGUACUUCAGUCGCCACCGGAGAUACCGAAGCGAGACUCGGCGAUAACUCAAGAGUUGGUUGCCCAACAGCAGCAGCAACAGCAUCAGCAACCAUCCGCGAGUUUGCCGACAUCGGCAACCAGUGGACGAAAGUCUCGACCUACUUCGAUGUUACACAGAGGUGCUCCAAUAAUACAGUCGCAAGCUAGUUAGAAUGCCUGGGUAACUCUUUUGAGAGACAAAAAUAGUUUUCCUUCAACCUAAUAUCUAAAUCGUGUUUUGAGCGCUACACGUUCCAUUAUAAAGUGCCAUAAACUUGAGAUGUAUAGCGCCUUCUUCUCCAUCCCCUCCAAUAUAUGACGCAGUACUCGUAGUACUACGUAUUUUACCAAAAAAUAUAUUA
Messenger RNA from Pseudomyrmex gracilis, 7506 nucleotides. It is a transcript of the gene Myo81F, whose product is annotated as myosin-I heavy chain. The transcript is spliced from 16 exons. Lineage: Eukaryota; Metazoa; Arthropoda; Insecta; Hymenoptera; Formicidae. The record is from RefSeq and is a predicted model, not a curated record. Gene Ontology annotation, molecular function: cytoskeletal motor activity; protein binding; ATP binding. Bases 585 to 7316 code for a protein of 2243 amino acids. Gene Ontology annotation, cellular component: cytoskeleton; myosin complex. Gene Ontology annotation, biological process: signal transduction.